ACACCUCUCUCUCUCUCACUUUCCCUUUCCUUCAACCUCCUCCAUCACGCCCCUGGCGCGCGUGUUCUUUUCACUAUCCGAUCACCCUCUUGCCUCUUAACAGUUCAACAUUCUACUCACUUAAAUUAUCUCCCAAUUCUUUCCACCGGAGAACUCUCCGUCGACUCUCUCCUAUCAUGUCCUCGGCUAUCUCUCAACCGGGAAUUACCGAACUCAGUGACGAGUCCGAUUUCCAUAGCGUUCUCUCUCCCUCCGGUCUCAUCUCCAUUUGUGGCUUCGGUUCUCUCCUCUCCGGCACAAAGAAGCGCAAGAAGCACAUUUCCUGAUCUGGUAAAUUUCAGAGUUGCGAGAUUGAACGGAUUCCGGCGCGUGUUCGCUCAUGUGGCGCCCGUUUUCUUCGAACGUGGCAUCGCUAAGCCUGAAACUAAGGAGAUUUCGAGCUUGAGUGUGGAGCCUUGCGAGUGGGAAACUCUUAUAGUUACAGUUUUUGAGAUUGAUAAAUCAGAGAUCCCUGCUUUUAUGGAAAGGGAGCUUGAGUUUCGAUUUUUAGCUGUUAUGCCUCAAACACUUGAUUGCAAGCCAUUUGAUAGUCCAGCGGUGCUUUGUGCUCGUUACAGUGAUGAGGAAUUUUUCCAAAUUAGAUGCAAAGGGAGCAAGGAGAUUUAUUUUCAGCAUUAUGGAAGGUUUAACAUCCACAAGAUCUGGAGAGAUGAUAUCUUACCUUGUCGUACUUAUCUUCGGCACUGUGUAUUGGCAGCAAAGAAUCUGGGCAGUGUAGCUCAUGACAACUUUUUGGAUCAUACUUUCCUUGGAGAUCGUAAAACAACCAUCCAUGAGUAUCUAGCAACAACUGGUGCAGGUAUAAUGGAAGAAGAGCCCCCAGAAUCCCUUAAGACCCGAUAUGGUGGCUGAUAUCAAAACUUGCCCAGCCGUACAUUGAAGGGUAGUGGUGUUUCAAGACAGGCUGCUUCGAUCUUGUUUUCCCCAUUGAUCAGGGAUGGGGCUAAUGAAAACCGUUUUCAUGUUCUAGAAGAGUGAUGAUUGGAAGGCUCCUAGUAGGGAGAGUGAGCUUUUUUACUUUAUAAAAUUAAAGCAAGAAUUUAUUGCAAUAAAACAAAACAUGGUCAGUUGUCAUCCUUCAUGAAUGCAUUCCAUCCUUAGCAUA
This is a messenger RNA of Hevea brasiliensis (rubber tree), 1165 nucleotides long. RefSeq lists its product as uncharacterized. The record is from RefSeq and is a predicted model, not a curated record. The annotation marks the transcript as partial. NCBI's taxonomy places the organism in Eukaryota, Viridiplantae, Streptophyta, Magnoliopsida, Malpighiales, Euphorbiaceae. The transcript is spliced from 8 exons.